This is a messenger RNA of Neoarius graeffei (lesser salmon catfish), 2022 nucleotides long. It is a transcript of the gene poglut1, whose product is annotated as protein O-glucosyltransferase 1. The record is from RefSeq and is a predicted model, not a curated record. NCBI's taxonomy places the organism in Eukaryota, Metazoa, Chordata, Actinopteri, Siluriformes, Ariidae. Gene Ontology annotation, cellular component: endomembrane system. Bases 227 to 1177 code for a protein of 316 amino acids. Gene Ontology annotation, biological process: protein O-linked glycosylation; positive regulation of Notch signaling pathway. The transcript has 11 exons. Gene Ontology annotation, molecular function: UDP-xylosyltransferase activity; UDP-glucosyltransferase activity.
UAGUGGGACUUUUUUUUUGUCGUGUAAACUGCUAAUUUGUCUAAUCCGUGCUGUGUUCCUGAAACCCUGAAAUCGGUUUUAAUGAUCACCAUGGCAGAAAUAUCUCACUCAGAUUUCUGAGGCCACCAAAAACUACCAGCCAUGCAGCCAGGAGAACUGCAGCUGCCACAUCAGCGUCCUGAAGGAGGACCUGAAGCCGUUCAGCGACGGCAUCACGAAGGAGCUCAUGAUGGAUACAGUGCGACGUGGUGUGGGCACACACUACCAAAUCAUCAAACACAAACUAUACAGAGAACCGGAGUGCAUGUUUCCAGCAAGGUGUAGUGGAGUUGAGCACUUUAUCCUCCAAGUGAUUGACAAGUUGCCUGAUAUGGAGAUGAUGAUCAACGUGCGUGACUAUCCUCAGGUGCCAUCGUGGGUUCAGCCCAUACUUCCUGUUCUCUCCUUUAGUAAGACACCAAAUUAUUGGGACAUCAUGUAUCCUGCCUGGACGUUUUGGGAAGGAGGACCUGCAGUGUGGCCCAUUUACCCGACUGGACUGGGUCGCUGGGACCUGAUGAGAGAAGAUCUGAAAAAAUCAGCAGCACGAUGGCCGUGGAAAAAGAAAAGCCCCAAAGGUUUCUUCAGAGGCUCCAGGACCAGUCCAGAGAGAGACCCAUUAAUUCUGCUCUCCAGAGAGGAUCCGAGUCUGGUGGAUGCUGAGUACACUAAGAAUCAGGCGUGGAAAUCUGAAAAGGACACCCUGGGUAAACCCCCAGCCAAGGAAAUUCCUCUGGCUGACCACUGUGAAUACAGGUACCUCUUUAAUUUCCGAGGCGUAGCGGCUAGCUUUCGUUUCAAGCACCUGUUUCUCUGUGGCUCGCUGGUCUUCCAUGUAGGAGAGGAGUGGCUGGAGUUUUUCUAUCCUCAGCUUAAACCCUGGGUUCACUACAUCCCGGUGAAACAGGACCUCUCUGACCUCAGGGAGCUGCUGCAGUUCGUCAAGGAAAACGACAAAGCAGCAGAGGCCAUUGCACUGAGGGGCCAGAAGUUUAUCGAGGCUCACCUCCGUAUGGAGGACGUGUCCUGUUACUGGGAGACGCUUCUCACUGAAUACAGCAAGCUGCUCGAGUACAAACCCAAACGCAAAUCCAGCUACAACCAGAUCACCCGCAAACCUGACAGGUCUGAGCUUUGACCUGCAGACGUACAGGAUUGUCCAGAAAACGAGUUCUUCAUUGUUUCUCCUUGACUUUGGCACUUGUUUCCAAACAGAUCAGGCACAUAGAAUGGGGAACAAUAAUGACUAGAAAUUUGGCUUAAUUGUCCAACAUUAUCUGAAAGUGAGGAUUUAGAUUAGAUCAGUUCAGUGGAUUCAGGGUUGAUCAUUCAAACAUUUCACAAUGCUUUAGGUGGUGCUAGUGUGUAGUAAAGGCAACUCUAAUUAUUCUGUGCACCUGCGACUUUUACUGCUCUUUUCUCCUGUGCUGUUGAUCUUAAAAUUACUUUUGUUUAGGUAUUAUUUCCACCAUAUUCCCGGUAUUACGUUUUAAAAUACAGUGUCUAUAUUUUCCAGCACUAACACAUGCUGAACUAUGAAAUGAUAUGAUAAGUACAAUGGUGGGUUUCCCAAAAGCCUCUUAACACUAAGAGCAUCUUAACUAGGAGAGAGAGUGUUCCUUGUGCUGCUCGUGCUACCAUUUAAUGAUGAUCUUUGCGCUACGAUGCUUUUGGGGAAACUCGGCACAGGUUGAAAAAGACUGCUAAACAUCUUAUACGGCACCUUCAAAAUGUGAAAUAACGUGAUAGAAUCCAUGGUAAAGUAUAUAAAAUUCUUUUUACUGCAUACUGCCUAAAGUGUUAGCAGCAGAUCAAGACCAAAUUUCAGCAAAGUUCAUUUCAGGUUAAUUUAGUAAAGCAAUCAAGGAAUUAGAGAGGACUGUGUUUCGUUAAAUCCUGUCACUGAUUCAUUUUUAACCGCAGUCACUUCACAAAUGGUACAGUGGUGCUUGAAGGUUUGUGAACCCUUUAGAAUUUUCUAUA